CUCCAAAACCAUUUAUACCAAAGCUCUCUCAAAAGUCAAUCAAAUCCCUUUCACUACCAAAGGAAAGAAUUUUUGAUUUCUAAUUUACUUUUAAUUGCUUUCUUUUCUAGUCUUCUUCUUUCUCAAAUCAGAAAAAAAAAAAAAAAACAAUGGCGGGAGUGUCGAGAGAGACGCAGAUGUCGAUAGAAGCAUCGUCUAUGUUUCCUGGGUUCCGUUUUUCCCCGACGGACGUUGAAUUAAUAUCUUAUUACCUCAAGAAGAAGAUGGAGGGCGCUGAGAAGUGUGUCGAGGUUAUUUCUGAGGUUGAGAUUUGCAGUCACGAACCCUGGGAUUUACCUGCCAAAGCUGUAAUCCAGUCCGAGAACGAAUGGUUCUUCUUUUCUGCUCGUGGAAGAAAAUACCCAAAUGGCACCCAAAGUAGGAGGGCAACAGAACUCGGUUACUGGAAGGCAACUGGGAAAGAAAGAAAUGUCAAGUCUGGCUCUGAUGUCAUUGGUACUAAGAGAACUCUUGUCUUCCACAUUGGUCGUGCACCUAAAGGGGAGAGGACUGAAUGGAUUAUGCAUGAAUAUUGCAUGCAUGGCAAACCCCAGGAUUCUCUUGUUGUUUGCCGCCUUCGAAGAAAUGUUGAGUUUCGUCCGAAUGAUAAUUCCAACCGAAAUUCUCUAAAUAGGAGACAGUUAUCAGCUUCUGAUGGUGGAAUUGAGCGGACGGGCAUGUCUGAAGGGGACAAGAGAGCAGAAUGCUCAAGAAAGUGUAGUAGCAGUUAUGAUUCUCAUUCUAUUGAGCAAAUUGAUUCGGCAUCUGAAUCUGAUCAGAAACUAUCAAACGAGGCUCCUCUGGCAGAGUCAUCUUGCCAACAGCAGGAUUCUGAUAAAGAAGAAGAUUUUUAUGCUGAUAUACUGAAAGAUGAUAUAGUUAAAUUGGAUGAGACUCCAUUUUCUGAAGCGCAAGAGCUCCUUCCGUUCAUUGCCGGUAAGGCUGAGACGCAGGCACAAGCUCAAAUGCAACAGCCUAUGGGAAUAAUUGUGUCGCAAGCAAUUCCACCAAAUUCAAUUGCUUCCCAAGGAAUAGCAAACAGAAGAAUCAAAUUAAAGAGGCAAGCACCCCCUGCGGCUGAUGCAGAGCCAUCUGGAAGCGGCAAGGAGGAGGAGUCGCCAAAAUGUGUGGUUAGCAUGGCAAAACACAGACCCAUAUUUAUAGUUUUUAUUAUCCUGACAUUGCUGGCUUUGUUAGCGUCUUGGUUAUGGGGUUCCUUGCAUACGAAGAGAAUGACAUACGGAAUCCUGUACAAAGCCUUCUGGGACUGAUUCCCGGCAAGCCUCUGUGUAAAAAAGUCAAAUCAGGGAACCUUUUUUUCUCAUAAUUCGCCUUUGAAUAUUAGAACAUAAGCUUAAGCAUUAAUUAAUAGAAUGAUUAGUUGUGGGAGUUAUGGGAUGUAGUGGCAACUUGUAUUGCUGUGCUUUUCAUAUUCAUUCUUGGAAUACUGUACUCCUGAGGGAAGUGAUUGAUGGGUAGACUGCCUGGGAACGUGUUUUGGUCCUUGAAAGAGUGUGCACAGGCCACCUAUUUGUUUGUUUA
Molecule: messenger RNA, 1581 nt
Organism: Ricinus communis (castor bean)
Lineage: Eukaryota; Viridiplantae; Streptophyta; Magnoliopsida; Malpighiales; Euphorbiaceae
Product: NAC domain-containing protein 40
Exons: 4
Coding region: 150-1310 (386 amino acids)
Biological process (GO): regulation of DNA-templated transcription
Molecular function (GO): DNA binding
Source: RefSeq, a predicted model, not a curated record